Molecule: messenger RNA, 552 nt
Organism: Botrytis fragariae
Lineage: Eukaryota; Fungi; Ascomycota; Leotiomycetes; Helotiales; Sclerotiniaceae
Exons: 1
Coding region: 1-552 (183 amino acids)
Source: RefSeq, a predicted model, not a curated record
AUGUGUCGCAGCAUAACCUACCGCUAUAGCAUCUGCACGCACAGUUGGCGUCCGUAUGUUAUUUUCUGUUCGAAUCCUAUUAAGGAUACUUCUACAGAUAUUGAUAACACGAAUACAUGUCCAGCGUACAAGAUCAAAUAUGAACGAAGAGUUAUCAAGAGUGGGAAUGGGCUGUGUGCGAUGUGUUGGGAAAAACAGGAGAGGAAAGAGAAAUAUGUGAAAGAGAGGGAGAGGAUACUUGAGGGGAAAAUGAAGGAGAGGAUUGUGGUGAAAGAGGAGAGGGGGGUGGAGAGAAGGUUUAGGGAGAAGAAUGGAGAGGGGAAGGAUGGCGGGAGGGAGAAAGAGGAUGCGAGGAUAUUGGAAUAUAUAGAUGAGGAGCUCGAAGUAGUUUUGGAGGAACGAGUGAGAUAUUUGAGGAGGGACAACGAGGAGAGCGAGAUGCUUUUACAGGAGACGGAGAAGAAAACGUGGAUUUUGGAGGGAAAUGGUGGGGUGAGGAAGAAGCUGGACGGGAGUGAGAGGAAGGAUGCGAGUUAUGGCAGGCUGGGCUAG